GGCGCCACUAUCUUCUUGGAAAUGAGUCAGAGCAAAGGGGAGGGGGCUCAGACCACUGCCUCCCCUGGCAGGCCCUAUAAAAGCGACUGUCACUGGGUCCCAGACACCAGAGCAAGCUCAAGACCCAGCAGUGGGACAGCGGACAGACAGCACGAUGGCAUUGAGCUCCCAGAUCUGGGCCGUCUGCCUCUUCCUCCUCCUCCUUCUCGCCAACCUGACCAGUGGCUUCGUUUUCCCACAACAGACAGGACAACUCACCGAGCUUCAACCCCAGGACAGAGCUGGAGCCAGGGCCAGCUGGAUGCCCAUGAUCCAGAGGCGAAGGAGGCGAGACACCCACUUCCCCAUCUGCAUUUUCUGCUGCGGCUGCUGUCGUCAAUCAAAAUGUGGGAUGUGCUGCAAGACGUAGAACCUUCCUGCCCUGCCCCCGUCUCCUCCCUUCCUUAUUUAUUCCUGCUGCCCCAGAACACUGGGAAUAAAAUGGCUGGUUCUUUUGUUUUCCAAA
Molecule: messenger RNA, 505 nt
Organism: Sapajus apella (tufted capuchin)
Lineage: Eukaryota; Metazoa; Chordata; Mammalia; Primates; Cebidae
Gene: HAMP
Product: hepcidin antimicrobial peptide
Exons: 3
Coding region: 155-409 (84 amino acids)
Biological process (GO): intracellular iron ion homeostasis
Cellular component (GO): extracellular region
Source: RefSeq, a predicted model, not a curated record